This is a messenger RNA of Ananas comosus (pineapple), 1530 nucleotides long. RefSeq lists its product as uncharacterized. Lineage: Eukaryota; Viridiplantae; Streptophyta; Magnoliopsida; Poales; Bromeliaceae. The transcript has 2 exons. The record is from RefSeq and is a predicted model, not a curated record. Bases 694 to 1530 code for a protein of 278 amino acids.
AAUAUUUUGAUAAGUUUGAAUAAUAAUUACUGCAGACAGAUUCAGUCUCCACGUGCGCAACCCUCCACCGCACGUGCGCAACCCUCGACGUCACGUGCGCAACCCUCGACGUCACGUGCGCAGCCCGAGACUUCACGUGACGAACCCACGAUAUUUCAUACACCUAAUGAAAAUUACGAUUGGGGGCUAUCUACGUCCUAUGCAAAUUGGAAUGAAGUUCUUGAUAAUCUAGUCGAGGAAGGAGAUGAUAACGACGGUAAUCAGGACGAUGCCCCCAUUCAUAAUGAUGGUAAUCAGGAUGAUUCACCCAUUCGUAAUGACGAUAAUCAGGAUGAUGAACCCAUUCAUGAGGACGACGAUUGGAAUGAUCUAGCUGCCGACAUUGAAGAUGAUCACGAUGGUGGAUUAAAUUGCCUCGCGAAUGCCAUUUACAGUUUGAAUGAUGACCCGCAUGUAAACAACGAAUAUGUAGACAAUCCUGACGAAGAGCUUGAUUUCAUUGACCAUCCGGAGCAAUUUCCUACAGAUAACAAUUGGAUACAAGAGUAUGUUGUGAAUUCGAGUGAGUUCGAUGUUAGACGUACCAAUUCCGAUCUACCUAGCAUUGACGGCACUUGGCUCCGUGAAAUCUUUAAAGAUAAGGCAUCUUUAGUGGAUGCUCUAGAUCGAUGGCACAUUACUCACAAUGUUCAGAUGAAAGUUUUGAAAUCUACCAAAACAACUUAUACAGUGAAAUGCACAGUUGAGGGAUGUCCUUGGAGGUUACACGCUUCGGUUCCUAAAGAUGCAACAUAUUUCAGAGUUAAGACAUAUGCGGGUCAACACACUUGUGUUAUUCCAAUGCUAAAUGCGGCGCACCGUAAUUGUACUUCAAAUCUCAUAUGCCAAGUAAUUCUCCCGUUAAUGAAGGCAAGACUAAAUAUGACGCCAAAAGAAGUGCAGGAAACGGUGCGAUCCACUUUGCAUGUUCAAAUAAGUUAUUGGAAGGCAUGGCUGGCAAGGAGCAAAGCAUUACAGAUUAUUUACGGGAGCUGGGAGCAGUCAUACACAGACUUGCCUCGGUAUCUUACUAUGCUACAGAGUACUAAUCAUGGAACUUUUUGGCGGCUUGAUCAUAGAUGGCCAUCAGAGGGAAUAUGUCAGUUUGGCCGUGUUUUCUGGUCAUUUGCUCCUUCUAUUCAGGGAUUCGCACAUUGUCGGCCUGUGGUGAGCAUUGAUGCCACUCACUUGUAUGGCAAAUACGAAGGCCAUGCAUUGAUAGCGACGGCUGUCGAUGCGAAUGAUAGCAUUUUUUCCUUGGCUUUUGCAAUUUGCGAAGGCGAAAAUGGUAGAAGUUGGCGUUGGUUUUUACAUAACUUGGGGCAUUAUGUUAUACGCAAUCGACCGGUUUGUUUUAUAUCCGAUAGAUUUAGUGGCUUAAAGGAAAUAGUGGCUGAGUUAUAUCCCACUCGACAGGGGCAUGCACACCGGUGGUGUCUUCGACACAUGAAAGCAAAUAUGGCUAAGCAGUUAAAAAUGAUUUAUUAUUAG